AUGGCGGUGCGGCAGCAGCUGCGACAGCUGUUCCAGGACCCGCAGCCCAUCGGGGCCAUCGUGCUGGAGCGGGCGCCCCCCCCCGCCGCUGCCGCCUGGGCCUCGCCGCCGCCAUCCCCGCCCCCGCCGCCGCCGUCGCCGCCCCUGCCGCCGUCGCCUUCCUUGCCGCCGGCCGCGGUGCCGGCAUCGCCGCCGCGGCGGCAGGGUCCGCUGCCGGAGGAGUGCGCCGUGUUCCACUGCCGUGGCUGCUGGACGGUGCUGGGGGACUCGCUGCAGCUGUGCGGGCAGGAGCCGCCGGGGCUUCGCGUCCUCAUCUGCCUCAAAGUCACCAGCGAUGUGACCUGGGAGGACUCGCUGCUGGUCGGCCUGGAGGGAGCCCUCCUGGGCAGUGCUUAUUAUUUAUUAUUCUGUCGGUCCUGUGGCUUGGCCGUGGGCUUCAUUCUUUAUUCUUCUGGCAGUGAGCUGGCACAUCUGCGGGACUUGUUCUGUUUCUUCAAGGACAGCAUCAUGUGUUACUUCUUAAAAAAUCAAAUGAUUAUGGAAGCUUCUAAGGUGAAUUUUCCAGCAGUGACCUUAAAGAAACGCAUGCAGAAUAUGAAAGAAAAGCUUGUGGAGUUAAGUACUCGUGUAGAAUUAUUGACAAGGAAGCUGGAUAAAAUAAUUAUGGAACAAAAUAAUUAUGUAACAGAAUGGCAAAACUCUUCAACAGAUCCAGAUGACCUACUAUCAGGAUAUGCAGGAGUUAAUACCAACUAAUACCCAUUUUCAAGAACUGCUGAAGUUGUUUCUGCAUCUCUGCUGAGUUUGGUCAUUACAAAGAAAUAAUGCACCAGACCAGGUCUGAGUAUUGAUCUGUCACUUGAUCUGUGUGUGGAAAGAACUGAUGAUGAAGUGCAUCCCUUCAGGAAUGCCUGAGAGUCUGACAUACCAAAGUUAUGCUUGGGAGACUGAAUAGCUCACCCAUGCAGCAUGUUACUCUCUGAGGCUGUGUAAAUCUGACUUUGGUUUUUCUAAGGACUUCAGGGGGAAAACCAGCCUUUGAAAUACUGAAGUCAGGUUUCUGGAGCUAUGCAAAACAUAUUUAACCAGGUGAUGCUAUUGAAGAGCCACCAUUACAAACUGAACAUUGUUAAAAACCUAAAGCUCUUGUCCUGUAUUUUAUUUCAAUACAGACCCAUUGUUAAUGGCAGCUAGAUUUUGGUCAAGUGGCUCAUUAGCUACAUCUGAUGGGUGAGCCACUGCUGUAUGGACUCCUGAAGAGUUCUGAGAUUUGCUUGUGUGUGUUGCCUGCAAAAGCAGCAGACAAGCACAUCACAGAUGCUGCAAUAUUCUUAGAGCAUAAGUCAGGAUGGCACCACGGAGGCAGAACACAAGGUUUUGAAUUUCAGGUAAAGGGCAACCCAUGUGCCUGCCAAGUCUGCUGAAGUGCAGCCCCAGGAACAGGACUGAGUCAAAUUUUGCCAGCUAAGGCUGUGAGCAACUGCCUUGAACAGAUUUGAGAGUUCCUUUCUGGAAUGUUAACUAUGAAACCAAGGAACAGCCUUCUGCAUAAUCCUGGAAGCACUGCUUUCCUGAAGUUAGGACUGCCUGUUGCCUUCAAGUGGCCAGUUAGGAUGUUUCAUAAAGCUCAUUGGCAUCUCUCUGUUGAAAAUUGGUUCUGCUUAUUUCCAAAUAUUUAGAAAAGAAUUUUACAGAUAAGAAAGCACUACCUACCCUUUGUUCCUAGGCCAGAAUAUCCCUUAUUCUUGUUUUUUGGAAGAUUAAGGUCCCUUUUCCUCUCCCCUUCCCUGCAUAAAGGGCUAAUGUUUUUCCCCAAAGGAAUAAUGAAUUUUAUGGAAAGUUUAGUAGUUGUCUGUAGUAGUCUAGAGAGAAUUCUAUUUUCUUGAUCAACUUAAUUCCAGUGAUGCAAAUUGCAUUCUCCUAACAUGUAUAUGACCAGCAGGUUGCAGACCUCAUUGCUGCUGCUGCCAGUUCUGUGUUUUGUGUUAUUUGUAAAAUAACUGCUUGGAGCAGAGGGUACAAAACUCACUGUAAGGCACCUCAGAGGUUUUAGGUGGGCAACUGGCACUUAGGCUACUACUAAUGCUCACUGUGCUGCUUUCUGUUUGGGAGUUCUUAUGGACUCAGUUCACUGUCAUAAGCAAAACCAUGGAGUAUCAACAGUUGUUGUGCAAGGAGAGCAGGGACUCUCACAAAUUCUAAUACCAACUUUGUAAUACUUCCUUAGUGCUUGUGUUGUUGUUGCAUGAGUAUAAGAAAUGUGAUUGAUAAUGGGACUGUUUGCUUUUGCCCUUUCAUUCUAGUUUCUGCAUUGAGACUGGUUCUUGCUAUUUUAUGUCUGUACUAUGAAUAAUGCUAAAUUGUUUUGCUUCAUUAGUGCUGAUCCCUAAAAGAAAACUGUCAGUUACAUUUUUGUACUAUAUUUAAAGUUGUGAAGAAGGAAACUUCUUAAAUAAAAGCUGAAACUCAGAA
Messenger RNA from Melospiza georgiana, 2472 nucleotides. RefSeq names its product Opa interacting protein 5 (gene OIP5). Gene Ontology annotation, biological process: CENP-A containing chromatin assembly; chromosome segregation. Gene Ontology annotation, cellular component: nucleus; chromatin; chromosome, centromeric region. The transcript has 5 exons. The coding region runs from base 1 to 756 and encodes 251 amino acids. The record is from RefSeq and is a predicted model, not a curated record. Lineage: Eukaryota; Metazoa; Chordata; Aves; Passeriformes; Passerellidae.